This is a messenger RNA of Porites evermanni, 720 nucleotides long. Lineage: Eukaryota; Metazoa; Cnidaria; Anthozoa; Scleractinia; Poritidae. The record is from the annotation of a GenBank genome assembly.
AUGCUUCAUUCGCCUCUGCUGCAGUUUUCCUGCCGUUUCUGCACCUGUCGCCACAUUUACAUGCCUUGGAGCAGCAAAGAGAUAGUUGAACGCAUCCGCCUUCUCGGGAGCGCCCACAGUAUGCUAACUGUAAACACGCCGCUGACACUUCUUCUCGCGUCAUUAACUUUGGCUUCAGAAGGCCUUCACUGUAACACCAUCCGCUGUCUUCAGGCUUUGGGAGAGAAGGACAUGGUUCCAGCGCUUUAUUCCAUACGAUGGUCUGAUAGUUUUCCUGCUUUAUGUGGAGAAUCAGUGCAUCUUGAGUCGGAGCUCGAGGUAGGGCGUCGAGAUCUUCCUUGGAUUUGCGAAACGCUGCUGCUCUUUCUUUGUUGAUUUCCGCCUCUUGUGUUCCCGGAUUGUAGAGUUUGCACACAAAGGCUUCAGCUUUGACAAGAACGUCAGCUCUGAUUUGGUGUUCCAAGAGGUCAGGUGCAUCUUCGUAGACUUUUCAUGCCGAUGCCUUGCCCACACCAUAGAACUGGCUUGUCGUAUCACAGCCAAUAAUGGCAUGAAAUGCCAGAAGCGACUUCCUCUUCUCCUCGGAGAACGGGAUUCUGUGAACUGGUAUGUAACGCCUUUGUCUUGAUGUACCUGCAAACAUCCAUAUCUCUUGACAAAGCUGCUCUCGGUGUGCCAAAAGGAGGACAAGAACGUCCGUAUCACGACACAAAAUGUUGA